ACAACAUGGCGGACUUAAAAAAUUAUUUUCAGAAAAUGCGGAAAUGAUUCCCAGUAAAUCCCUUUCCUUUUAUCCUAUUGGAAAUUUAUUGAUGUUUUAGGACACAUUGACUACCAAAGCAAAUAUUGAUUCCAUAGCCUGUUCAUGAUGUAAUUUGAAAAAACAAUUAAAUACAAGCACAGUAGACUUCCUUCUUCUACGGUUCUACAAAAAAAACCCUAGAAUGAGUAACCGAGUGGAAGAGUUGAGGCAUGAACAUGGCCUGCUUAAUCGACCAAAGAAGCCACCGGAAAUCGAAGGAGAAACCAGGCCAAGGUACUUCUGGAGGCUGUUGCGGAAUUCAAUUCAGAAUACAGUGCAGAAUGUGAAAGAAAGUGAUGUGACAGAUCUGACUGUUAGCCAUGGGAUACAGUACAUCCGCAAGUUGAAUCAUGAGGACCCCAUCUGUCAGGUUGUCUACAAUUCCAAACGCAAAGAAUACUUGUCUGUAGAUUCCAACUACAUUCGAGUUUUUCAGACGGAUGGACGUAAAAAAGAUAUGAUCAUUCCUGACGAACCACUGGAUUGUCUGAUUUACGCCAGUCAUGUCAAUCUAUUCAUCUCUUGGCUUCACAUGGACGAUCAAAUAUAUCUCCUGUCAAAUGACUAUGAGAUAAUAUCCGAUUCUAGAGCUCCAUCCAAGAUUGAGUGCUGCGUUUACAAUAAAAACUAUGGCGAGCUUGUCUCUACCGGACCUGGAACAUUCACGGUUUGGGGAUUCCGGUAUGGCGCUCGUCAUCUGAUGCCAAGACUCUCCACAACAGAAGGCUUGUCUAGCAAUGAUCACUUUGAGAUCCUUGUUCUUGAGGACACUGCUGGUCAGUUCCAGAAAUGUUAUGCUGUCGAUGGCACAGGGGUCGCUGUUUUCAGCACGCAAGAAUGUCGGCUGCUGUCCUACCAUCGUGACCUUCACACCCGACCGAUUUCCGCAGCCAUGUUUUUUAACCCCCUGAAAUACCUCAUCACUGGUGCUAAAGAUGGAUCCAUCAAGAUUUGGGAUGAGACGUUUCACUUGAAGCUUGUGUUUGUUGGCCACAGUCAUAAGGUUUCAGCCCUCUCCGCCUAUCCAUAUGGACCAUACUUCAUAUCGGCGAGCUUCGACUUCACAAUGAGGGUGUGGAGUUUAGAAACUUGUGAUGAAAUUGACAAGGUUGAGACCGAUGAACCGAUCCUAGACAUUGGUACAGUGAUCAGGAACGACAGCUUCUAUACGUACUCCACGUAUCAUAUGGAACUUUGGAAGAUAAAACAUCUUCAUACAGAACACUCGUGCAUCGGUUUUAAAGUGAUGGGCAUCAUGCACACAGACCAUCCAGGAUUCCCUGUUCGCACCGUUCUGUUGAACAAUGACAGUAGCGUGAGAAUUGUCGCACCUACGACUGGCGACAUCUUGACGACGCUAAUUAUGCCACUACGGAGGAAACUUAUUGAUGCUGCAUACGCAAUAGAAGAAGACAAGCUGUUUGCCGUCUUUGCCAACGGAGACAUUGUCAAGAGCGACACCACCACCAAUCCAUGUACCGUGCUGGCAGAGUGGCCUUGUAAGGACAAAAAGAAGGCCUGUAAUUACCUUCUCGUCUAUGAGUAUGUCGUCCAAGCAAAUGAGGGUGAUUUCUGGGCGGGAAUGAAGCGUGCCAUUCAAACUCAGAGCGUCCAGACUGAAACUCAGGUCAAGAAAGCGAACAAAACGUUGCUUCUCGGGGGACGUAAAGAUGGUUAUAUCUGUGUGUUUAACUGGGAGACAGGUGAGGUGGACUUUGAGACUGAGGCGCAUGGCACGAAGGGCGUCCUCAGCAUGGUGGCAAACUCAAAGUACGACCAGCUGAUCUCGGCUGGAGCAGACAACAUCAUUAAGGUGUGGCGCCUGUACCCGUUCGCCCAGGAAGCCUUGGCGCCACUUCUCUCCUUCUUCUGCGCCCAUACCCCUCUCCGCAUGACUGUAUUGAAGACAAACCUCUGCGUUGCAUUUCAAGAGCAUUCUACAGCUACGUAUAACAUUGUAGUGCACAACCUGGAAAAUAAAAAUCGGUAUGACCAUUCCCCUGAGCAUGACCACACUGACAGCAUCACAGGACUCGCCUGCUGCCAGAGACUGAAGCUGUACGCCUCGUCAAGCGAAGACGGCACGGUCAAGAUAUGGAACGAGGCAAACAAAGUCAUCAGGGUUCUCAAACUGAAUGCCGUGCCUCAUAGCUUGGGAUUCUGCAGCCAGAAAGGUGACCUCUUGGUUGGGAUCGGAAACCAUUUGCAUAAGAUCCAGCAUUACUCAUUCUUACCCCAAGUGUACAGGUUCAGACUUGUCUGUAUGAAGUUUAAUCCUGUACUGAUCGAGGAAGCCAUUCCAUUCAAUGAGAAGCUAUUGAACAAUUUGAGUAGUGCUGAUGCCAAGAGAAUCAAGGGAGCCAAGAGCUCAUUCAAGUUCGACCACUACGGUGACAUCUUGUCAGAGGAUGAGCUAAAUGCUGUCGAGCAUGGCAAGAGAGAAAAAGACAGGAUGUUUAUGAUGUUAGAACAACGUGACAGGGAGUUGGCCAUGAUCCGAGAUGGGGAGCUCCAAUCCAAGUAUAAGCCACAGUCAACCAAGCAAACAAAGAAAGAAGCUUUCGAUAAAUACCUCAAGAUAUUCUAUGAUAGGCCGAAAGUUUCUCCAAUCAAAGAUGAGUAUUUCUACGUUGGAGAUGAGCUGCGAGAUGCAAUGGCGGGAGACAAGAGGAAGAAAGUCAAGGAUGUUUACAAGAAGGAGCAGUUCACUGGGUUCUUCCCGCCGCCAGAGACGGCCAAGAAACAAGAGAAAAAACCAGAUGAGCCUCUCAAGGCACAAUACCCUCUCCGCCCCGAUGGAUUCAUACCGAACUCCAUCCUUGCACGGUUACUAUGGCCACCUGAACAGAAAGCCGCCAUCAAUAAGGCGUACAGACCGCCGAUGAUGAACGACAAACAGAUGGAGCAGAUUAAGAAGAUGCAGAAGAAGUCGGAACGCGCCAUAACCAAACUGUCGCAGCGUGAGGGCACCAGAGGGAGCUCUGAUAUGCUCGAGUCGCGGACUCUGGUUCUUGAUUAUGGCGAUACGGAGACAUCGCUUAAGCUUCCUGAGGAGGAGGAGGAGGAGGAAGAUGAUGAUACGGUACCAGAAGUGCAUAUUCGUGGAACGGGGAAGAAGGUUGAGAAAGCAGCGAAAGAUCCUUCGUCGUAUCUCCAGAAGUUGCAGACGGCGUUUGAGAAACCUGCAACACCUACGUCUGAGGAUGAAGAAGAAAAACCGAGACCAAAGACGCCGUCUGAAGCCGGCAUGGCUGCUCCAACUCCUACAACCAAGACCAUUUCACCCGUCUCGGCACCGUCAAGUGCCCGCCCUAAGGCAGCACGACCCCCUCCACAGAGAAAACCCAUCCAGAAACUGAUCGCAAAGACGCCACCUAAGACUGCGGACACGAUACCUCAGCCACCGUCACCUGUAAGGGUACGGUCGCGAUCAUCAUUCCGAUCACCACCGCGGACGCCUACCCCACCACCCACACCGCUGCCUGAGUUUAUCUCGCAGUUCAAGGGAGUGGAGUGGUUCGAGAAAUACUUCCCCAACUGCAAUGAGAAGACAUUCCCAAAACCGUGGUCAAUGUCAGCAUUUGUCACUAUGCUCAUCCGAGUUGUCAAGAUCUCUGAAUACGAACACAAAGUCCCCAUCACCAAUGCCCUGUUGAUGCUGCACCACCAGGAAGGUAUCCCGAACAAUGAUGCCGUUGCAAAGUCCAUCCUCGGUUUGCUGAACAAUCGUGUAAAGGCACCGAGCUGCCUCGACGAGAUGGAGAGGGAGUUUAUCCGGGCGGCACUGAAGCUACUGGUCGCCAUGCAAGCGAUGGAGAAGGAACUGUUCAUGGAGUUGAUGAUGCAGUAUCUGGAUGGAGACAAGGAUGUCAGAGCGGAUGUUCAAGAGAUCUUCCACCGCUUCGGCAUCCAUGAUCCACAUCACUAUUUCUUCCGUGAGUUAGAUUCGUGGGACGUUUGGAAUCUGGAGGAGACACAUCGCAAAGAACAGCUGGCAAAGAUCUGUGAGGAAUGGCUUGAUAAAUGGCACACAUCAUUCAAGAUCCACCUCACCGAUACAAUCGAAAGGUUAAAGAAGGGUCAGGGAGUCCACGGGAAGGUGUCCAAGUCACCGUCACAGUCCAUCAGCCCAGCGAAGAGUGGCAGGAGUAUUCUAAAGGCAACACCGGACUAUUCUCCAGACCCAUUGAAACCCCACAGCAGUGCUUCAAAAUCUGUAACUGUGACCUUCGAUCAACCACCUGAUCAAGCCACCAUCGACAAUGCCACCUACUUGGAGGCGAUUAAUUACUUUGUCGAGAUGGAGCUGGAGAGAGAACUGGAUAAGAUGCGGCAUGGACGGGAUAGAAAACCUACAGCUGAUGACGGCGCGACGAAAAAUACUGUCCUGGUCUUCCCGAAACUUCCAAGUAAACAGUGUCUUGUUCGGCUUGGGGAGACUCACACAAGUCAAUGUCGUCCACACAGAGAAACUAACCUACAUGUUGAUUAUCGCCAUCAAGCGAUGACAUCACGUGGCCUCCCACCGAUGCCUGGCAGCCUCCAUGGCUUCGCUCCAGCAAUGACCCUACCGAUGAAAACCGUAAACAUGAAUCCGUUCCCGAGCGAGAUCGACUUGAUUUACGAAAGAAUCAAGGCGAACCAACCGUUACUCAUCAGUCUGAAGAUUGCGCCGAAGUAUUUCAUUCCGGCCCAUUCGGUGGUGCCACCUAUGCACAUGGCACAAGAACAAUAUUAGCGAUAAUUCAAACAAUUUUAGGAUCUCAAGGGACAUUUUGACGUGUGUUUAUUAGUAAACAUGACAUCUGGUAGAACAUUUUUAUUAGUCGAUUGGGUUGAUAUUUUGAGGUUGUGCCUUCAAUGGUGAAAUUCGGUACCGAUUAUGAAAAAAUUCCGUCCAUGUUGUUUUGGAAGUGAGCAUCAUAUUUAUAUUGUUUCACUGUGAUAUGAGAGUAUGUGUAUAUCUAUGUACAUUCAUGUAAAUAAGGUUGAGCUUUUUUGGUAAA
This is a messenger RNA of Lineus longissimus, 5087 nucleotides long. Its product is annotated as WD repeat-containing protein 97-like. Gene Ontology annotation, molecular function: protein binding. NCBI's taxonomy places the organism in Eukaryota, Metazoa, Nemertea, Pilidiophora, Heteronemertea, Lineidae. The record is from RefSeq and is a predicted model, not a curated record. Bases 224 to 4819 code for a protein of 1531 amino acids. The transcript is spliced from 25 exons.